GUUUCAAAACUGGUCAGCCGGUUGGUCGGUCAAACUUGUACUGGAUUUAAAUGUGUAUUUAAACAGUUAUGUCUUCCUCUGGUGCUGCUUCAAAUCGUCAACGGAACUGGAGCUCCCUGGAGUUUUUGGUUCCAGGGGUUCCGAACAAUAGACUUUCACAACAUUGUGCUGAAAAAAGCAUUUUCUACUGCCUUCUUGGCUUUCAAUCAAAUCAGAAUUUCAGCAAAAGAGUUUCACGACCUGAAGAUUACGGGAGAUUCAGACAGUUGAUACUUCCUAUCUACGAGGCCUACAACUUUUUCACUUUCAGUAACACAUUAGGUAGUUGCUGUAAACACCAAGUGCUCAUGUAUUGGCGCUAUGGCACGAGGAAGGGUCUGUCGCCAGAAGGCUACUUGAAGAAGCUGACGGAUAUAACAGACGGAGGCAGACAACUCAAUUGGAUCAAGGCCAAUUAUAAUGAGACGAUUUGUCUGAAUGUCAUCAGCCAAUUGGGAUUUGGACAUGGCUUUCUACGAAUUGAGGGUAACUUCAAAAGACAUUCAGACUUCCUUCUGCUGCUACAGGAAGGCAAACAGACGCAUAUGUUUUCACCCAAUAAUGUAACAAAAGUCAUAACCUUCUUCUGGUUCAAGUUUAACGUCAUAUGCAGGGCAAGACCCUGGAUGUGCUACACUUAGACAAUAAAGAAAUUGUUUUAUUUUUUUCCUCGCCACUUGGUUUUCAGAUUCUGUCUUAGCUGAGUUUUAGCUGAAAAAAAACUUGAUGGUAUUUUCAGCGGUUAUCAGUUUGAAUGAAUGAAUUAUUUAAUGACUAUAAAUAAUCAAAUGGUUAUUAAAUCUCAAGGAUAGAACUCACUGGCCAUAAAAACUCCAGGAGUCAUUUUGUUUGCCAAAACCGUGAGACGACACUUCGUAACAGGCGACAAUUCGUAACUGUAGAUUAAGCUGGGAACACUGAUUACCUUCAAUAGUC
Molecule: messenger RNA, 975 nt
Organism: Symsagittifera roscoffensis
Lineage: Eukaryota; Metazoa; Xenacoelomorpha; Acoela; Convolutidae
Exons: 4
Coding region: 69-680 (203 amino acids)
Source: RefSeq, a predicted model, not a curated record